AGUGAAGAAAACGUUUGGAAGCUCUGUGACUACAUCAGGAGUCAGGAUCAAUACCCUUUAGAAGAAUUUUAUGCUGUUUUCAUAUCCAAUGAUAGGAGGAUGAUUCCACUCUGGAAGCAGAAAUCAGGACAUGGCGAUGAGCCUGUUGUCUGGGACUACCACGUUAUUCUACUUCAUGUUCCCAGCGGGGAGCAGAACUUCAUUUAUGAUCUUGACACAGUGUUGCCGUUUCCCUGUCCUUUUGACGUGUACAGUGUGGAGGCCUUUAGGUUGGAUGACAGCCUUCAUCCAGAAUUUCACAGGAAAAUCAGAAUGAUUCGAGCAGAUAUGUACUUGAAGACAUUUGCUUCAGACAGAUCUCAUAUGAAAGAUGCAAAUGGGAGAUGGCAGAAACCUCCUCCUUCAUACCCUUGCAUCGAAACUGCAGAUUCCGCCAUCUCUCUGGGCGAUUUGUUCCAAUAUUUGACCACUGUCAUG
This is a messenger RNA of Fulmarus glacialis (Northern fulmar), 477 nucleotides long. RefSeq names its product WDYHV motif containing 1 (gene NTAQ1). Gene Ontology annotation, molecular function: protein-N-terminal asparagine amidohydrolase activity; protein-N-terminal glutamine amidohydrolase activity. The transcript has 5 exons. NCBI's taxonomy places the organism in Eukaryota, Metazoa, Chordata, Aves, Procellariiformes, Procellariidae. Gene Ontology annotation, cellular component: cytosol; nucleus. The record is from RefSeq and is a predicted model, not a curated record. The annotation marks the transcript as partial.